Mizuhopecten yessoensis (Yesso scallop) is the source of this 1917-nucleotide messenger RNA. RefSeq names its product sperm-associated antigen 7 homolog. The record is from RefSeq and is a predicted model, not a curated record. NCBI's taxonomy places the organism in Eukaryota, Metazoa, Mollusca, Bivalvia, Pectinida, Pectinidae. Gene Ontology annotation, molecular function: nucleic acid binding. The transcript is spliced from 7 exons. The coding region runs from base 163 to 894 and encodes 243 amino acids.
AAUCGAUGAUAUUUUGUCUAAAUUUUUACACCUUAUACAGAUAUUAACGUUUAUUAGAUAUAUAAAAAUGAAAAUAUUUUUUUAAGGAAAUGUAUAAAAUAUUACGUAGAUUAUAGCAGGUUUAUCCUCGUGUUGUUUAGAGAAAGCCAGUCGAAGCAAAACAUGGACCUGUUAGGGUCUAUUCUAGGAUCUAUGCAGAAACCACCUACAAUGGGAGAUGCCGAAAAAAAGAAAGCCAAAGAACAGAAAGAAAGACUAGAAAAACAUCAACAGGCAGAAAAAAAGAAAUUAGAUGAUUUCAGGGGAAAGAUCAGGAAGAGGAUUCACGAAUUUGUGAAAGAUGGAAGCAAGCAGAAGUACAGUUUUGAACCAAUGGAUAAAUGUUUCCGAGCUAUAGUACAUGAGAUUACAGACGUGGCAGGAAUGACCUCUUUCUCGUUUGGUCUGGAGGAGGAAGAUCGUUAUGUCAUGUUGUGGAAGAAGGAGUUUGCACCUACUGACGAAGAGCUUGCUGCCUAUAGGAAAGGGGAAGAUUGGGAUCCUGACAAAGCAAAGGAAAUAGCAAAACAAAAGGAGAUAGACAGAUUGUCUGAGGAGGCAGAAUCAAGAAUUAAACACCCAAAGGUGAUGCCUGCUUCAAACUACCAGGAUAAGUAUCGCCACCUUAUUGGUGAAGAGGCUGCAAAAGAGGCCGCCAGAACCACAACGGCAAACAAAUCUUAUGGAUUUGUGCCAAGUGAAAAUAAACUGGACCACAGGACGAUAGAACAGGUGUUGGCAGACACACGGGCGAAGAAAAAACAGAAAACGGAGGAGGGACAAGACGUUGGAUCGGGCAGCCAAUCAGAAGACGUUACCACGGCAAAAGACAAUGAAGAUCCCUCGCUGUUAUGACCGACCAUGAAGUACAAUAAUGUAGCUAGAUAUUCAGAAAGAUGUUGUCAUAUUUAGUUUCAACAUCUUGGAUCUAUUUUGUUGAAGAUUUUUUUAGUAAAUAUUUAAUUCUUGAGAGAAAACAUGAGUUGCCAAGAAUUUUAAAUAAUUAUCCAACAAUAAAAUGACAAUGUUCUAUGAAUAUUUAGGAAAAGGACCUCAUUUUUCCUGUCUCUAUCAUAUCAAAACAUUUUCCCCAUUAUCCGUAAAUCAUCAAGAAAAAUGUGUUUAUUACAGAAGACAAAUGAUUUGGUCUCCAUUUUCAAUCGCUGUGUUAAACUGUUACAUGCUGUAUGUGAAAUUUGACUCUUAGAUAUUUUAAUGAUUAAUAGAACUAAAAACAAUUUUGUUUGCUCUGAGAUUCAAAACCAUUACCAGCAUUAAAUAAAGAAUAUGAAAAUUCUGUAUUACUUUUCAGAAAUUCAAUUUUAAAGCUAAAUGAAGCUACAACAUCUAAUGGAGUUGCUGUUCUCACAGAAAAUUGUAUUAUUAUUUUUUGGUUAAUUACCAGUAUUUGUUUUGGUUAAUAACCACAUUUUUUUUUGGUUAAUUACCAGGGUGUGAUGUAUUUGAAUCAUACCUCAAACAUCUUGUUACUAAUUUCAAUAUUUAUGAGAUUUGAGGUAAUUAGUUCUCAAUCUGCAUGAAGCUAACAAUGCUUUUCACAUAAUCAUGAAAUAGUCAUACCCACUGUGUGAGCACUGAGCAGGUGGCAGAGCUUUGUUAACUUAUUUCUUAAAUUUUCAAAUGAACUCAAUGUAUCUUUAAUAAAGAUGUUAGGAUAUUUUUUCACUUGAUGAAUGUACCAGUUUUAGAGGUAUUUAAUUGAGUGAGUUUAAUUGAAUGAGAGUAAUACAGAACUUUUAACAGUACAUGUAUUUCAAUGGAUUUUUCCAAGAUCAAGUAUGAAUUAUAAUGAUAUACAACAUUUAAAAUAGUGCCCUAUCUAGCUAACAUAAGCCACUCUAAAGCGCUUUACAGUAC